ACAUACGGACAUGUAUGCCACGGCUCAUCGAGAGUCUAUUCUGCUCAGCCAAGAUCCAUGCUCGCACAUUACCAUUUCGCCAAUCGUACAGGACGUGGCGGUCAGUAUGUAGGAUGCGCAUAUGCGACGUGCGUCAUGGGACGCCACCACGCUGCUCCUCCCGAUGUAUCGCACGGUCGGCUCAGUUGCUGAUAUCUUCGGCGAGUGAAUGCCCCGGUUGAUCAGAAGCUGCUUCGGCAUGCACUGGCAUAAGUAUAUGUGAUCGCUCCAUCAUAGCGGCGUGGCUUUCGCCGCUUGCUGCUCACCGUCUUUCGUCUGUGCGCGCACGGUACCAAUCAUGCCGGUUUACAUCGCAGGCACAAAUGCGAGGACACCCAUUACUUCGAUCGCUCUACAAUCGAUUAUUUAUGGCUUCUCAUGCUGCAUGUUCGGCAUAACGGUGUGGGUUCUCGGGGUUCAGCGUGGUCUGCGGGGAAGCUAUCUCAUGCUCGUGACCGCGUUCUUGCUGUGGGCUUUGCCGACUAUCCGACUCUGCAUCGACAUCAACCUUACCGUCACCGCGUUCGUUGACCACAUUGAUGAAGGACAGCUCGGUCCGCAGCAAUACCUAUCCACGUUCUCCACGCCUGUGUCGCUCACGGACAAUGCGAUAUACGGUCUCCAGACACUUAUUGGUGAUGCGGUAGUGAUAUACCGCUGCUACAUCGUCUGGCAGACCUGGUGGGUCGUUGUUCUACCGUGCAUUGCAUGGAUAGGUGGUCUAGGAAGUAUGAUGUACAUCUUAUACAUGUUCGCGAGCGGCGUCAUCAAUGGCGAGCGCGGCCUCCUCAUUUAUAUCUUCACUUUUGUAGCAAACGGGUCAGCAACUGUUCUCCUUGCAUACAAGAUCUGGACCGUUGAACGCGACGCGAGGAAGAGCGGCGUUAAGCGUGGCCAUAGUAGUCUCUGGCCCGUCCUGCUUGUGAUCAUCGAGUCGGGAGCGCUCUACACAGCAAUCCUCAUUGUCGCGUUGGUGACGGCUAUACAUGCUCUCCAGGUUGAGUAUGUCAUCAACAGCUUCAUCCCUGCACUCAUCUCGGUCAUCUUCAAUACCAUUUUCAUUCGUAUCGGGCUCAGCAGACGAUCGGCCUCUACAAGCGGGGACUCGAGUAGUGCGCCAAUGGACUCGAUCGUCUUCGCACCCCCCAAUUUUAACAGGAGCGAGAAGGAUGUUGCAACCCACUUGUCGACUGUCCACCCUGAGCUCUUACAGAGUCCAUCUUCUGCGGGUGAGAGUGAAAUAUCCCCGGUAUAGCUGUGGGAGUCAGCGUCGGAGGUGACGGAUCUGUACUGCCGGCGCAGCUGACUCUGAUUUAUCAUUACUUGUAAAUACUUCAUUAGCUGGCUUGUUAUAUGAGUACACUCACUUGGAAGCUUUUUGUACCAGUAUGAGG
Rhodofomes roseus is the source of this 1433-nucleotide messenger RNA. RefSeq lists its product as uncharacterized. The transcript is spliced from 8 exons. The coding region runs from base 338 to 1294 and encodes 318 amino acids. NCBI's taxonomy places the organism in Eukaryota, Fungi, Basidiomycota, Agaricomycetes, Polyporales, Fomitopsidaceae. The record is from RefSeq and is a predicted model, not a curated record.